Molecule: messenger RNA, 1497 nt
Organism: Eutrema salsugineum
Lineage: Eukaryota; Viridiplantae; Streptophyta; Magnoliopsida; Brassicales; Brassicaceae
Exons: 5
Coding region: 1-1497 (498 amino acids)
Source: RefSeq, a predicted model, not a curated record
AUGGAUCAAGUGAUUCUGAUUACGGACAAUUUCAAGGUUUUCUUGGACAGUUUAGAUCUGAUACAGUUACUGUGCGUUGAAAUAACGGAAAAAGUUGCCGGAAAUGGGAAAGGAAUGUGCUGUGAAGAAGGAAGACGUAAGAUGAAGUGCAAUGAAAAUGAUGUUGGUUGUAAUACAAAUGAAAACAAUAAGGGUGGCAAUUCUGGGUUUAACGAGGACGUAUUUGACGACGAUGAGGAGUUCAGAUUUGAUUGCUGUGAUGAUUCUGAUGGAGCAACUUCUGAUGAUGAGGAUUUUAGCGUAUACGGAAGGCAAAUCGAAGACGAGUCUGAGAAACAAAAGUUACCUCUAAAAAGAAAAGGUUCGAGUAUGCCAACCAAGGACGUAAAAGAACUUGAACCGCAUGUUCAACUAGAACUAAAUUCACUUAAUUUAGUUGUCGGUCAAAGGUACGACUCUAAAGGUGCAUUAGAGACAAGAUUGAAAAUUUUAUCUGUUUUGAAAAAGUUUGAUUUCGUUGUUGAUAAAUCAACGCCAAGCCUUUUAGUUGUCAAGUGUUGGGUUGAAGAAUGUAGUUGGAGAGUCCGAGCUACACCCGUCGGAGAUUCUGCAUCAUUUUACGUUCGAGUAUAUAUUUCAGAACAUACAUGCUCUGUAAUGGAUAGAUCUUCUCGAUCACGAAAAGCAAGUCCUGACAUUCUUGCAGUUUUGUACAAGGAUUAUGUUGGUGGAAUUGAACCUACUGUUCUACCAAGUCAUGUAGCAAACUUGAUGAGCUUUCGUUUUGGAAUUCAGAUGAAGUAUUGGAAAGCUCAUCGCACAUUAAAAAUUGCUCGAGAUCUGGUUAGAGGAAGUCCCGAGAAAGGAUAUGAAACAUUACCUGCGUAUCUGUACAUGAUAAAAAGAGAUAAUCCUGGAACAUUUACCCGUCUUGAGGUUGAUGGUAGUGAAAGAUUCAAGUACCUCUUCAUUGCAUACGGUGCUAGCAUGUCAGGGUUUCCUUUCUUGAGAAAAGUAGUUGUUGUUGAUGGGACUUAUUUACAGGGUAAAUAUAAAGGGACGCUCCUCAUAGCAACGGCUCAAGAUGGCAAUUUUCAGAUUUUUCCAAUCGCAUUUGCAAUUGUUGACACAGAAAAUGAUAAUUCUUGGGAAUGGUUCUUCAGACAACUCAAUUCUGUGAUCCCGGAUGAUGAGAGACUUGCCAUUAUUUCUGAUAGACACAAAGCAAUUGGUAAUGCAAUUGGCAAGCGAUACAGAGGUGGUGAUGCAUUUGGGUUGGUUAAAAAAGCUGCAAACUGUUUCAGACUUUCCGAUUUUGAAACGAUAUUUGCGCAAAUUGGAGAGUUAAAUCCAGUAUUACAUAGUUAUCUUCUGCGAGCUGAUGUGAAGAUGUGGGCUCGGGUUCAUUUUCCCGGUGAUAGGUACAAUCUAACUACAACCAACAUUGCUGAAUCCAUCAACAAGUGCUAUCAAAGUCCAGGAGUUUACCAAUUGUAA